Molecule: messenger RNA, 1842 nt
Organism: Triticum turgidum subsp. durum (durum wheat)
Lineage: Eukaryota; Viridiplantae; Streptophyta; Magnoliopsida; Poales; Poaceae
Source: the annotation of a GenBank genome assembly
AUGAACGGCGGCGGCGGCGGAGGAGGAGGAGGAGGGGAGGUGGGCUUCGUGGGGGGCGGCGGGGAGGAGGAGGAGAUGGACGAGGACGGCGCGCGGGAGGCGGGGAAGGAGCAGGUCGUGCUGAUGUGGGGCUACCUCCCCGGCGUCUCGCCGCAGCGCUCGCCGCUGCUGGGCCCCGUGCCCGUCAGGCUGCCCCUGGCGGCGGCCGGCGACGCGUGGAGGGAUGUCUGCGGCGGCGGGUGCGGCUUCGCCAUGGCCAUCUCCGGUGACGCCGCCCUCCCUUCUCAAUUUUUGCUCCGUUUGUGUUCUGGUACUCCCGGUGCGUUGGUUGUGCUCGUCUUUCCAUUUGGCGGCGCAGAUCUGCUCGAGUCUGGAAAACUCCUCACCUGGGGCUCUACUGACGAUAUGGGUCAAAGUUAUGUGACGGCUGGGAAGCACGAGGAGACUCCAGAGGCUUUUCCUCUUCCUAGUGAUGUUGCGAUAGCGAGGGCUGAUGCUGGGUGGGCUCAUUGUGUUGCAAUAACCGAUGAAGGGGUUGUCUAUACAUGGGGUUGGAAAGAAUGUGUUCCAACUGGAAGGGUCAUUGCAGAUCAAGCUUCAGUUGGAACUUUGGAGAAGGAUGAAAGACAGAGCGCAAUUGCCAACAACCAAGAUAUAUCACAUAACAAAGGCAACUCCAUUGCAGUGAGCCCCAGGUCACAGGCGUCUAGGACAAGCAGUGGAGCAGCAUCUGGUCCUUCUGAAAGUAGAGGUACCGAGGAUAGCACCAAGAGGCGACGGUUGUCUUCAGCUAAACAAGGAAAUGACAGUUCGACAUCUGGUGAUGAAAACCUUUCUGCACCACCUUGUGUUGUGACAUUUAAUACUGGGGUGAAAAUAACGGCAGUAGCUGCUGGUGGUCGCCAUACAUUAGCAUUAUCAGAUUUUGGUCAGGUAUGGGGUUGGGGAUAUGGAGGAGAAGGGCAACUGGGUCUGGGGUCCAGAAUUCGUACAGUUUCCUCCCCUCACCCUAUACCUUGCAUUGAAUCAACAUCGUAUGGCAAGGAUCGGCUAUCAGCUAUGAAAGGCAACAAAAACGCUGAAGGGCAAAUUAAUAAAGCAACAGGAAAUCGUGUCACGGCCAUUGCGUGUGGAGGCCGCCAUAGUGUUGUGGUAACGGAUUCAGGAGCACUUCUUGCAUUUGGGUGGGGACUGUACGGGCAGUGUGGACAGGGGAAUACAGAUGAUGUGUUGAGCCCAACAUGUGUAUCAGCUAUUCUGGGAGUCAAGAUGCAAGAUGUUGCCGCAGGGUUAUGGCAUACAGUAUCCAUAUCUGCAGAUGGUGAUGUCUAUUCGUUUGGAGGCAACCAGUUCGGGCAGCUGGGGAUUGGUUCUGAUCAAGCUGAGACUAUACCAAAACUGGUAGAUGCCCCCAGCUUGGAAAAUAAGAAUGCAAGAUCAGUGUCUUGUGGAGCUCGUCAUAGUGCAAUAAUAACAGGUAUGGAGGUAACAUUGUUGAAAUUUCCUGCAGAUGAGGGCGAAGUCUUCUGCUGGGGAUGGAACAAGUACGGCCAGAGCAUCAACAACUCCAAGGUUGACAAGGGCACCCUGCUUGAUCGCCACGGCCUGCUCGUCAUCGAGCCUGAAGAUUUCUCGGAGCGCGACAAUGUCCUGCAGCUCCAGCUACUCCUUCAACUGGUUGGCAAGAGCAUCCAAGGCAGCCUCAGUGACGUCCUUGCCAUUUUUUAUGACGCCCAGGCCACGGCAAACCAAAUGUGCAUUAAUCUUGAAUGGUUAUUGUUCCUUGAGGUUGCUGGCUCUUACUCAGCUUUGACAUAUGUCCAUGUAAAAAUGAUCAUUUAG